AUGAGGUACAUGAAGGCCAGGACGCAUUUCUUCGACGCCUACGACCCGGGGGCCAUCCUGGAGCCCGCGGACCACGACGCGGGGACCUUCACACACACCAAAGUGAUGUUCACUGUGGGACCGGCAUGCCAAGAUGUGGAGAGCCUCAUGAAAAUACUCCAAGCCGGGGCAACUUCUGCGAGGAUCGACCUCACGUGGGGCCCUGUGGACUUUCAUGAAAAGUCCCUUGAGAACCUUCAGGUGGCGAUGAAGAACUCCCGCCGACUCUGUGCCAUCGUGCUCGACACAUUGGGCAGAGAAGUCUUUGUCAAAAGGCCAUUCAAGAUUGGUGAAGACGGUUGGCCAUACCAUGGCCACCCCAUAUCGAUCAAGGCAAAACAGACAAUCACUCUGACAACAAAAGACGUCCCAUUCACAGAUACAGUCUUUCCGCUGAACUACAGCAAGUUUCCAGAGGUGGUGGAGCCUGGGGACUCUCUGUAUGUGUCUCGCUACUUGACCACAGGUGCCGAGUCCGGGGCACUGUACCUGAAGGUGCUGCAAGUGACAGACACGGAUGUGGUGUGUGAGGCCCAGACGCCUUCCGAACUGGAUGGCCUGCUGACGGUCUUCCAUAUGGAACGCAACCAGAUGGGGCCUGUCCUGAGCAAGCAGAACACGAUGGCAGCCCUCCAGGAAUCUGACAAAGAGGCAAUCAGGCGCCUGAGCAAAAAGUUUGACAUCGACUUCAUCGCACUGUCAUAUGCGCGAGAUCGCGAUGAUGUCAUUGAGGCGCGCAAGUUUCUGGAAGAGGCUGGCAUGCACUCAACGCGGUUGAUCGCAAAGGUCGAGACCAAGUACACUCUGACCAAGUUCAAGGGCAUCCUGAGCGAGGCGGAUGCAAUAAUGAUCAGCAGGGGCAACCUGGGGACAGACUGCCCAGUGGACAAGAUGGCACUCAUACAGAAGAACCUCAUCUCGUCUUGCAACCUGGUCGGCAAGCCUGUGCUUGUAACCAGGCUGGUUGACACCAUGGUGUCCACGCCAAGACCCACAAGGGCAGAGGCGACGGAUGUGGCCAAUGCUGUGCUGGAUGGCGCAGAUGGCUUCCUGUUGGGCGCUGAGACUCUGAGGGGGCUGUAUGCGGUUGAGACCAUACACACAGUGCUCACCAUCUCACGGCAGGCGGAAACCAUGUUCGACCAUCGUCACCACUUCGACUAUCUCAUGCAGGAAGCAGCCUCUGCCCAGGCAGCAUCUGACAAGGCCAGCAUUCACCAGAGCAAGUCAGCAUCAUCAAUCUCUUCUGCAACAUCCUUCGCCGACCUCAACAGUGCACUGUACUCAAUGACUUCGUUCAAUGUGGACCCCAUGGGACCCACUGCCACAGGCACAAGCACCCCCAACCUCCUUAACCUAGCCAGCACAGGAGCCCUUGGCAGCCCAUACCUGUCAAAGCUGGAGUCCAUCGCCUCAUCUGCCGUGCGAGCCGCUGACAAGAUCAACGCAAGCCUACUGGUGGUGUACACACAUUCCGGUCAGACUGCACAGCUGGUGGCCAAGUACAGGCCCUCCAUGCCCAUCAUGACGCUCGUUGUGCCAUCUCUGAAGACAGACAAAUUGGGAUGGAAACUUGAGGGUCGGGGAAUUGCCAGGCAGUGCAUGAUAUCCCGAGGCCUGAUGCCGAUGCUGGCGGCGCCUGGCCCAAGCACUGAGAACGCGCUGGCGGAUGCCGUCGCCGUGGGGGCAUCCAAAGGCCUUGUGAAGCCAGGGGAUAUGGUGGUCGUCGUGCAGCGUGUCCACGAGGAUUUCGUCCUCAAGAUCGUGGCCGUGGAUGACCUGGAUCAACCGACAAAUCUGGGAGGCUCUGGGGGUGGAGCCAAGGGUUGGCUGUCCUAA
Molecule: messenger RNA, 1878 nt
Organism: Ostreobium quekettii
Lineage: Eukaryota; Viridiplantae; Chlorophyta; Ulvophyceae; Bryopsidales; Ostreobiaceae
Source: the annotation of a GenBank genome assembly